Mercenaria mercenaria is the source of this 1514-nucleotide messenger RNA. Its product is annotated as peptidoglycan-recognition protein SC2-like. The record is from RefSeq and is a predicted model, not a curated record. NCBI's taxonomy places the organism in Eukaryota, Metazoa, Mollusca, Bivalvia, Venerida, Veneridae. The transcript has 4 exons. Gene Ontology annotation, molecular function: peptidoglycan binding; N-acetylmuramoyl-L-alanine amidase activity; zinc ion binding. The coding region runs from base 156 to 737 and encodes 193 amino acids. Gene Ontology annotation, biological process: innate immune response; peptidoglycan catabolic process.
UCUGGUCUGGAUCCAUGCUGGUCGCAUAGCCGCUAUGUUGGUUUUCUCAUGGCGCAGCUCAUAUUACGAACUAAAACAGACAUUAUUUAUACAUUCAUUUUAUAUUCAGUGUUGCAAUUUUACAACCUCGUGAGGGAACGAAUCAAGUAUUUAAAAUGAAUACUACUCUGCUGCUGUGCUUAGCCUUUUUGAUUGGAAUAAAUUGUGUCCAGCUUCCUGGAUGUCCUACAAUAAUUUCAAGGAAAGAGUGGAACGCUCGUUCAGCUGUGAAAACCACUCGAAUGUCUAAUUCGGUUACUUACGCUAUAAUCCAUCAUGGUACUGGAAGUCGGUGUUUCACCACUGCAACCUGCAAGACAAAAGUUAAAUCGUACCAAAACCACCACAUGGACACAAAGGGCUGGUGGGACAUCGGUUAUAACUUUGUUGUUGGUGAAGAUGGAAAUAUUUAUGAAGGGCGCGGCUGGAAUAUAGAAGGGGCACAUGCCGGUAGUUCAACAAUCAACGGAAACAGCAUAGGGAUUUGUGUGAUAGGAGACUUCAGUAGCACAGUUCCAAACAGAGCUGCUCAAAACGCCGUGAAAAGUUUGCUAAACUGUGCUAAAAAGAACGGCAAAUUGGCAUCAUCUUACACACUGUGUGGUCACCGUGAUGUAAGAAGUACACAGUGCCCUGGUCAACGUUUUUACAACCUUAUCAGAACAUGGAGCAAUUACAAUGAGAACUCAAAAUGUUGAUACCGUGUCUGUGUACGAUUCCAUAACUUUUCCUUGCUUUCUCUGCGUAUGAUAAAAAAGCGUUGUGCUUUGAUCAGAAUAUCGUAGCUUGCGUAACUCAUUUAGAAAUGAAUUUCACAUAAUACUUGAUACAAAAUAAAACUGUAUAAAUGGAUAAUAUCGACAACAGUUACUGUAUAUCAAAUACAAUUAAUAUGAACAGUUUCUUAACGUAUUCACAGCUAUGAGAACUCAAAAUGUUGAUACCGUGUCUGUGUACGAUUCCAUAACUUUUCCUUGCUUUCUCUGCGUAUGAUAAAAAAGCGUUGUGCUUUGAUCAGAAUAUCGUAGCUUGCGUAACUCAUUUAGAAAUGUAUUUCACAUAAUACUUGAUACAAAAUAAAACUGUAUAAAUGGAUAAUAUCGACAACAGUUACUGUAUAUCAAAUACAAUUAAUAUGAACAGUUUCUUAACGUAUUCACAACUAAACUAUACCAUUUAUUUGUUUGAUGUAUUACAUGUUUUAAUGUCUUUUUUCCAUUUCAUGAUUGAAAUAUUAAAAUGAAACAUGUCAGAUAUUUUCAUAUAAAAAUGUAUGUGCUCUUGUGUAGGGUAAACGUAUAUUUUUUCGUGUUAUAAUAUCCGCAGAAGGUACCAACUUAACCCGAGGGAUUCUGAAGAUGUUAUUACAUGAAAUGGACAUGCGCUUAUGUUAUUCUAGCGUAAAACACAUAAAAACUGAUAAAUGAAUAUAAUUGUCCUUCACCUGCAUUAAAUUUCAAUGAAUUGCACAGGAA